Pungitius pungitius (ninespine stickleback) is the source of this 4311-nucleotide messenger RNA. Its product is annotated as arf-GAP with coiled-coil, ANK repeat and PH domain-containing protein 2-like. Gene Ontology annotation, molecular function: protein binding; GTPase activator activity. The record is from RefSeq and is a predicted model, not a curated record. Lineage: Eukaryota; Metazoa; Chordata; Actinopteri; Perciformes; Gasterosteidae. Gene Ontology annotation, cellular component: cytoplasm. The transcript is spliced from 26 exons. Bases 463 to 3027 code for a protein of 854 amino acids.
CCCGCCUCGCGCACUCCUCCCCUGCAGCGUAGACGAUCUUUGUGCGGGACAGCAGUAUCUGCGUUGAAGCGCGGAUCCUCUCCCGCUGGCUGCUAUGACCUGGCUACCGGACGACACUCGUUCUGCUUCCCGCACCGACCGCUGCGUCUCUGAAAGAGUCGUGUUGUAGCGUGCUUUUCUAUUUGUAUUUUGUUUGUGUGUUGCAGUCGUACACUCAGCAACACGCGCACACACCCCGUCGUGUGUGGUUGCGUUGCCAGGACUUUUUUUUUUUUUAAAUCCUAGCUGCUAGCCUCCGAGGCUAGCUGGCUAGCGGCGCGGUGACGGAGGGGAGCCAGCUGGUCGGACGGAGCUACAGGAGAGGUUAGCAAGCGAGCUAAUUAGCCCCAAAAGACUCAGCCUGGAUUACCGUGUUUGUUCCAAGCGAGAAACAGUCCUGCGGUCUGGAGUCACUGCGGCAAAAUGAAGAUCACUGUGGACUUCGAGGAAUGUUUGCAAGACUCUCCGCGAUUUAGAGCUACCAUAGAGGAAGUGGAGGGGGAUGUGUGCGAGUUGGAAUCCAAGCUCGACAAAUUGGUAAAGCUGUGUAUUGGGAUGAUAGACGCCGGAAAAGCCUACAAUGCAGCCAACAAGCAGUUUGUUAAUGGGAUCCGGGAGCUAGCCCAGCAGUCCACCAGAGAUGAGGUCAUCGAGUCCAGUCUCACAAAGUUUGCAGAGAGCCUGCAAGAGAUGAUCAACUAUCACACGAUAUUAUUCGAUCAGGUCCAGAGAUCAAUCAAGACCCAGCUUCAAACAUUUGUCAAAGAUGACAUACGAAAGUUCAAAGAGGCCAAGAAGCACUUUGAUAAGGUGAGCGAGGAAAAGGAGGGAGCGCUCAUCAAGAACGCGCAGGCUCCCCGCAACAAGCAGCACGAGGUGGAGGAGGCCACAAACAUCCUCACCGCCACUCGCAAGUGCUUCCGACACAUCGUCCUCGACUACGUUUUACAGAUCAAUGUGCUACAAUCAAAGAGAAGAUCCGAAAUCCUGAAAUCAAUGUUGUCCUUCAUGUACGCCCACCUGACGUUCUUCCACCAAGGCUAUGACCUCUUCAGUGAACUCCAACCUCUGAUGAAACAGCUUGGAGGACAGUUGGACCUGCUGGUGGUGGAUGCUGCCAAAGAGAAGAGGGACAUGGAGCAGAAACACUCGACCAUCCAGCAAAAGGCUGCUCUGCAGGAGGUGACUGCGAUCGAGUCAGACUGCCGCAACUUUGUCGCUUGGAGGUCGACCUCCGACUUCUCGAAUGACGACACCAAGCUGGAGUACAAUGUGGAUGCCGACCACGGCAUCGCAAUGGAGGGUUAUCUGUUUAAGAGGGCCAGCAAUGCCUUUAAGACGUGGAAUAGGCGUUGGUUCUCCAUCCAGAACAAUCAGCUAGUUUACCAGAAGAAAUUUAAGGACAACCCAACGGUGGUGGUGGAGGACCUGAGGCUAUGUACCGUCAAACACUGUGAGGACGUAGAGCGUCGCUUCUGUUUCGAAGUGGUGUCCCCCACCAACAGGAGCUGCAUGAUGCAGGCCGACUCGGAGAAGCUGCGACAGGCCUGGAUCAAAGCCGUCCAGAACAGCAUCGCCACCGCCUUCCGCGACAAGGGAGACGACGGCGACAAGCUUGACAGGAAGUCGUCCACGUCGACGGGGAGCCUUGAUUCCGCUGGGGAGCCCAAGGAGAGGUCAAUCAAAGGAGAGAGUGCCCUGCAGAGGGUCCUGGCCAUCCCGGGCAACACCUGCUGCUGCGACUGUGGUCAGCCUGACCCCCGCUGGGCCAGCAUCAAUCUGGGCAUCACCCUCUGUAUACAGUGCUCCGGUAUCCACAGGAGUCUGGGAGUGCACUUCUCUAAGGUUCGGUCUUUGACCCUGGAUACAUGGGAGCCAGAACUUCUCAAGUUGAUGUGCGAACUUGGGAACGGAGUGAUCAAUCAGAUCUACGAGGCUCGGCGGGAGGAGCUGGGAUCCAGAAAGCCGCAACCAGGAGAUCCAAGACACGAGGUGGAGGCCUACAUCAAAGCCAAAUACGUGGACCGGCGUUUUGUGCGGCGGCCCACAGAUGAUGAGCUGCGCGGCAAAGUGGUUUCUCUGAGCAAACAGGAGAAGAGGCUGAGCAGCAGCUCAGAGCAUCUGCCCCCGAGGCCUCCGCCACCCACCCCAAAACUCCGACCCGGUCAGUCAGCCGUUGCCAGCGGCAAGGAGGCCCGCCGCGACUCCCUCUUCUGUCCUGACGAGCUUCACUCACUCUUCUCCUACUUUGACAACUCUGCCAAGCUCAGGAGCAUAAAAAGUAAAGACAGCGGCAUCCAGAACAGCGCAGAUGGGAGCAGGGAGAUGCUGGCCACCACCGCCUCCAAUAGUAGCCUGACGGAUGCAGAUGCCGCCGAGUCUCCCCCGAUGCCGAUGCCUUCCACGCUGCCUCCUCCGUCCCCGUGUAAGGAGGUGGUUUUCUACGAGCCGAAGGAGUACAGCUCGGGUCUGCAGCUCUACUGGGCUGCGUGUGCCCGCAGCCUGCCCGACAUGGCGGAGGCACUGGCCCACGGCGCCGUGGUCAACUGGGUCAACACGGAAGACGACAAGCGGACGCCGCUGAUCAUGGCGGUGCAGGGGGGUUCGCUGGUCACCUGUGAGUUUCUGCUCCAAAACGCAGCCAACGUGAACCAGCAGGACGCUCAGGGCCGAGGACCCCUCCACCACGCCACCAUGCUGGGACACACAGGGCAAGUGUGUUUAUUCUUAAAAAGAGGAGCUAAUCAAAAUGCUGCAGACAUCGAUGAGAAAACCCCCCUGAUAAUAGCAGUGGAUGCAGCCAACGCAGACAUCGUCACACUGUUGCGAUUGGCCAAGAUGAACGAAGAAAUGCGAGAGGCGGAGGGGCCCUACAGCCAGUCAGGAGACGAAACCUACCAGGACAUUUUCCAGGAUUUCACCCACAUGGCGUCCAACGACCCGGACAAGCUGAACCGCUACCAGCAGUACGACGCUCCGCGGCCCUGACGAACAGAUUUAGAGACGAAAUGAACGACAAAGACGUCGUCCACUUUCCCCCCCCCUCAUGUCAUUCAGCAUUAGAGCUGGUUAGUGGUGCCGGACUCCGUUAAAGUGUGGGGGGGGAACCUCACGUUCUUGGUUGUUCCCGGGCCUCCGUGGAGCCUUUAAGUUCAAUAUUCAACUUGAUUUGAAUAUAGACCUUCCAUUUAGUACAUUUUUUGCAACGUCAUACUUCUAAAAGAAAAGAAAAAGUUCCUUCUUUCAAGAACUGUAUUUAAAAUGCCUGUGCUGUAUCAUGAGUUGUGGUAGGAAGUAUGUGCAUGAUUUAAAUAAUACAUUUAAAAAAAGCUCUAUAGGAUUUUUCUGAUUGAUCAUAGGCCUUUUUAUAUGGAAGUUUUUCUUUAGUGAACUCUCAGCAGUAAAUACACGCUUAAUUUUUUGCACAAAUAACUUAAUCUUAAAUCGCCACUGAUGUUUACCAGUUUUGAUGAUAAAGCUUUGACAUUUAAAUGUACAGUUAUUAUGAAAGUAAACAUGUUAUUCAUGUGUCUGUAAUGUUGCUUUUUGGGUGCUAUGUUGUUUUUGUGUUUUACUUUUUACUUUAAAUAUUCCACAUCAGUACUUGUCAGUGAGGCAGUUCAGCCCUUUCACUAUGGUUUCAGUCUUGAGAUUAUUGUGAAAUUCUUAAUCUUAAUUUAGUCAGCCUCAUCCUGAUAUUUAGAGUUAAAGAACUUCCAAAUAAUAUGAACAAAUACAAAAAAAAACUAAAUACUGUCAACCUAAUGCAGCAUUAUUUUAACCAGCUGAAAGUACUGCUCUUCCAAUGGAUUCAGAUGGAACUCACCGCGCACUUUAAAGUACUCCAAUGCAGGCAAAUCAUUGUAAUUAUAUGAUUAGUAUAAUGUUAGAAAUGCAAAUGACAUAGUCUGCUUCUUUAGGAAAUGAUUUUGAUACUUGUGUAAAGGGUUACAUAAAAGAGUUAUUAGACAUUAUUCUAUUCCUGAGUUGUAGCAUCACUGAUAUUUCAUUUGAUGAGUUGUUGAAGUGGGAAAACUUUGAACAAAUACAGUGUGGGAUACAAUUCUUGUACAUUUUGUAGACGACUUUAUACUUCAGUUCCCUGAAGAAUUUAAAGUUAGUGGUACUUGAAUCAAUGUGUAAGCUUUAGUUCAUGCUUUUCUUUGUAACCUCUGGUCAUUUUAGUCCAUUUUAGCCCAUUUUAUAUCGCCUGUCUGUAUACAUGUAAAAUGCAAGAGUUCAAUACACAUGGACUGAGGAUUCAUCGCAGAA